AUGGCUGGGAAGCACCAAGCAGCAAUCCUCCCGCAGAAAGGAGGUCCAUUGUCUGUCGUGGACCGCGCCACGCCCGAGCCCGGUCCUAAUCGUCGAAGCCAGGGGGCCAUUGCCGUGAACCCAGUCGACUAUUUUCAGCGCGAAUUCGCUAUGCCCCCACCCAGCUAUCCCGCCGUCGUUGGGUCCGAUGUGGCUGGCCUUGUCGUCAAGGACAAGCAGGCAGUCCUGAUCUGGGGCGGCGCCAGCAGCGUUGGUACCUUUGCCCUUCAAUCCGCAAAGUUAAUGGGCUUCACCGUCUACACCACGGCCAGUACCAAAAACCAUGAAUGCCUCAAGAAGCUCGGAGCUGACGUUGUCUUCGACUACAAAGCGAGCGAUGUCGUCUCACAGAUCAUAGACACCGUGAAGAAGGAUGGCGUCACCCUACGGACCGCAAUUUGCGUCCCCACGUUGGACGUGCUCAGACACACCAUGGGCGAUGCAGUCGCCAAGGUUGCCCAUGCCCCUCCUCUGCUCCCGGGAGCCCCGACGCUCGAGGGAGCUGAGGUCAAAUUUGUUCUACCACCUAUGGACCCGGCGGAAAGAAGCGACCAUAUGUACAAGUGCUUCCAUGUCUGGCUGCGAGACGGUCUAAAUUCGGGUACUGUCCUUCCCAGCCCACGGGUUCAGAUUGAGGCUGGAGGUCUGCAGGGUCUGAAUAAGGCGCUGAACACGUUAAGAGCAGGUGUCAGUGGGACUAAGAUUGUAGUCCAAUGCUUCCUAGGAAAGGGCCAAGAUUCACAAAAUCAACAUUCCUCAGACUUUUACCUCAAAACAGCGCAGAACAUGUCCAAGAUCUUUGCAGUCUUUGGAGCUACCGGCCAACAAGGCAGUUCAGUCAUCAACUUUGUGCUGCACGACCCAGAGCUCUCCCAAAAGUACAAGAUCCGUGUUAUCACCCGUGAUGUCAACUCGGAGAAGGCCAAGCAGCUUAAGGAGAAGGUCGAGGUCGUCCAGGGUGACGUACUCAAACGGGCCUCUCUCGAGACAGCUUUGACCGGCGUGCACACCGUCUUCGCCAUGACAACACCUUCCUUCGGCCCCGACGGCUUGGAGGUCGAGUACAACAGUGGCAAGACGAUUGCCGACGUCGCCGUCGAGAAAGGUGCCGAGUACAUUAUUUUCAGCACUCUGCCGCCAGCCAAAGAGAUCUCUGGUGGCAAGUACACCAAGGUCACCCACUUCGAUGCCAAGGCAAAAGCCGAGCAAUACAUUCGAGGUCUUCACAUCAAGAGCGCCUUCUACUCGCCGGGAUUUUUUAUGCAGAAUUUCCAGUCUAUACCCUUCUUGGCUCCACGACAGGCUCUCGAUGGCACCUGGGUUAUGGCCCGCCACAACUCUCCUAAGGCCCAGAUGCCCAUGAUCGACGCUGUCGGAGACACAGGCAAGUUCGUUGGCGCUAUUCUCGCCGAGCCCGACAAAUACGAAGGCAAGACGUUCUGCGCCGCCACGGCACUAUACAGUUUGGAUGAAGUGGCUGCCAUCAUGUCCAAGGCCACAGGCAAGACCGUCGUCUACAAGCAGAUCCCGCUUGAGGACUUCAAGAAGAGCCUAUCAUUCGGGCAUGACAUUUUUGGUGAGGCGUUCAGCUACCCAGAGGAGUUCGGCUACUUCGGCCCAGAUUCUGAGAAUUUGGUUGCUUGGGCUGUGCAGAACGCCCGAGGCAGACUCUCCACCCUUGAAGAGUACUUAGAGGCACAUCCUCUUCAGCUGGCGUAA
This is a messenger RNA of Letharia lupina, 1758 nucleotides long. RefSeq lists its product as uncharacterized. The transcript is spliced from 4 exons. The coding region runs from base 1 to 1758 and encodes 585 amino acids. The record is from RefSeq and is a predicted model, not a curated record. Lineage: Eukaryota; Fungi; Ascomycota; Lecanoromycetes; Lecanorales; Parmeliaceae.